UUUAGCUACUAGUGAAUUCAUACGUAACACCUUUAUUCUACCAGUGGAAAAUUUUAACUUGCAUGGAACAUGAGUAAAACUUUUGAUUUAUCUAUUCUACCAGUGGAAAUAGAAGGUUUGAAAGGAAUCAUCUUAUAAUUAUUUAUAUAAAGAGGACCAGAAACGUAAACAGAAUCAAAAGAAGAGAGUUUAUUUUCUUCUGUUUCAUAUAUACAAGGGGUUCCAAAAAAAUAAUAAUGGUUCAAGGGGAAAGGUCGGAUUCGUUGGACUACAGGAUUGAGCUAUUGUCGCCGGCUAAUGAUAUUGGUGAAGGUAAUUUAGCAACAGAAACUGAGAAUUCAUGGAGGCUUAACUUUGACGAUAUUCGAUUGCCAGAGAGAAGAACUAAUACUUCGCCUUUUGGUUUGUGUGAUCUCCUGAGAACUAUAAGAAAACAAAGUGAUGUUGCGGAUUAUUACAAGAGACAAGAAAAGCUUCUCCAAGGAUUCAAUGAAAUGGAGGUUGUGAAUGAUGGAUGUUUACCCGGAGCUUUAACAGAGGAUGAAAUGAAGGAACUAGCAAGGAGUGAAAGGAUGGCGAUUCAUGCUUCUAACGUGGCAAACUUGGUGCUUUUUGUUGCCAAGGUUUAUGCUUCUCUAGAGAGCAGAUCCUUGGCAGUGAUUGCGUCCACCUUGGACUCUCUUUUGGAUCUCUUAUCAGGUUUCAUCUUGUGGUUUACUUCCAAUGCCAUGAGAAAACCAAACGAAUACCGCUAUCCUAUAGGCAAGAAGAGGAUGCAACCAGUGGGCAUUAUAGUUUUUGCAUCAGUAAUGGCAACUCUUGGAUUACAAAUAUUACUGGAAUCUGGCAGGGAACUUAUUUCGCAGUCCCGUCCUGAGAUGGAUCCAAGUAAGGAAAAGUGGAUGAUUGGGAUCAUGGUGUCCGUGACAGCAAUAAAGUUGGGGCUCAUGUUAUAUUGUCGAAGGUUCAAAAAUGAAAUUGUUAGAGCCUAUGCUCAAGAUCAUUUUUUCGAUGUUAUCACCAACUCAGUUGGUCUUGCAACAGCUGUUCUUGCCAUCCGAUUCUUCUGGUGGAUUGAUCCUACUGGAGCAAUAAUAAUAGCUCUAUAUACAAUGGGCACUUGGGCAAAGACUGUACUGGAGAAUGUGUGGUCGUUAAUUGGGAGAACAGCUCCACCGGAUUUUUUGUCGAUGCUAACGUAUCUAAUUUGGAAUCAUCACGAAGGAAUAAAUCACAUUGACACGGUGAGGGCAUAUACGUUUGGAUCUCACUAUUUUGUAGAAGUGGACAUAGUGUUACCAGGGAAUAUGAUUCUUAGUGAAGCUCAUAAUAUUGGUGAAACGCUUCAAGAGAAACUUGAGCAACUCAACGAAGUUGAACGAGCUUUUGUACAUAUAGAUUUUGAGUUCACUCAUAAGCCAGAACACAAGCCCAAGAAGGUGUGAGCCAUCUUUAUGUGGUACUUGGUUGGAUCGAACAAAAUCAACAACAAAUUUGAGAGUAAACAAUACUUCUCAUCACGCUGCUCACUGUAAUUCCGUGUUAAUCUAGUGCAAGGUUAAGCUAUAUACAUGUAGAUCCCUGGAUAGGUCAUCACUUAUUUCCAGCUCGCUGAAAUUGUGUCUUUGAUUUGGCUCCUGGUUGAGUUUCAUGCUUCAAAAAAUUAAUACCAAGUUUUGUUGUAACUUAGAAUACACCACUCAAGGAGAUUUAGAUAGGAAGGAAAAAUGAUGGGUACUUGCUGUAGUACGAAAUACGUGCUAGGUAACUGGCAUGUGUUAAUUGCUCUAUUUUAUUAAAUUUAAGUUACCAAAAAUCGGGCUUUUAUUA
Molecule: messenger RNA, 1830 nt
Organism: Papaver somniferum (opium poppy)
Lineage: Eukaryota; Viridiplantae; Streptophyta; Magnoliopsida; Ranunculales; Papaveraceae
Product: metal tolerance protein 10-like
Exons: 6
Coding region: 237-1445 (402 amino acids)
Biological process (GO): monoatomic cation transport; transmembrane transport
Cellular component (GO): membrane
Molecular function (GO): monoatomic cation transmembrane transporter activity
Source: RefSeq, a predicted model, not a curated record